GUAUUCACAGCGAAAAUCCCGUGUGUUUACGUCUGAGUCGGAUGGUCAAUACCAUGUGGUCUUUGUAGGAAAUAACGUUGGGGACGAAUAAUAAAGAAAGAUGGGUAUACGUGGCCUUCAUUCGUAUGUCCUUGAACAUGCAUCAAAAACACUUGAAUGGCACAAGCUUCACAACCGCAAUCUCAUCAUUGAUGGCAACAAUUUGGCACAUUUUUUGUAUGAUGAAUGUUCAGGCAUCAAUGCUUACUUUGGGGGCGACUAUGACAAAUAUGCAAAUUUUGUCCAGAAGUUUUUUGAAGGGUUAAAGAAGUGUAAUGUAAAAGUCAUCGUUGUGAUGGAUGGUGGCCAGCCUGUUGACGGCAGCAAAUGGGUAACAGUCCAAACCAGGUUGCAGAUGCAGCUUAGCAUGUGUCUGCGAGCCAGCCCCUCCAUAGCCAACUUCAAAAUUUUCCCCCCAAUGGGUCGCCAGGUCUUUGUGACAACUCUGCGCUCCAUGGACAUCACCAUCUUGCAGACUGACUUUGAGGCUGAUAUGGAAAUAGCAGUCCUUGCCAAGAACCUGGGCUACACAGUCUUAAGUAAUGACUCUGACUUCAUUGUGUGUGAUGUGCCCCUGAUCAGGCUGGAGUCCAUGAAUUACAAAAAUGUCAUCACUGAGACCAAUAAGAAGACUGGAGAAACCUACAGUUAUAUUCCCUGCUUUCUCUUCAACAGAGAAGAAUUUUGCACGACAGCUGGCAUCAACAAAGAACACCUGCCUCUCUUUGGCACCUUGUUGAGUAAUGACUACAUACCCCUUGGUGCCUUCUCCAACUUCUAUGUUCAGUUGCAGUCAGAGGUGCAGCAGCCUGGCCAUAAAAAACGCCGACAGGGAAAGUACUCGGACUUUACAGAAGGCCACCGCAGGAUAGUGAAUCUGUUGUCUUUCUUGUCCCGGCAUGCAUCCAAGCCUCUCAAGAAAAUUAUGAACAUUAUGUGUGAGGAGGAAUCAUCAGAAUUUGACAAUAAUAGCCAAGAUGGCACUGAUGUUAUGCUUCUCAACAGUGAUGGAGAGGAGGAAAACAAUGAGGCCGGUGAUGAAGAGGAGGAGGAAGAAAAUGAAAUGACCCAUGAAAAAGAGGGAAAGGAGAAAAGCAACGUGGUCACUGAUGAAGAGGAGGAGGAAGAAAAUGAAAUGAUCAAUGAAAAAGAGGGAAAGGUGGAAAGCAACAUGGUCACUGAUGAAGAGUAUGAGGAAAUGGUCAGUGAAGAAGCGAAAGGUCUGCCAUUGCAGCAAAGCAUAACACAUGCAGAGGGGCAAUCCAGUGGCCAAAAUAGAGGUAUAAAGAGAACAAAUCAUGAGAUCACGAAAAAAAGCAGAACACAUGCCACUCAUAUCCAGAAAAGAAGAAAACAGACUACCCAGGAUAGGAGGGGCAGACCAGUACAGAGGAAGCACCUCAGGUGGUUCAUUAGAAAUGGUGAUAGAUUAUGGAUAAAAGAUAUUUUCUUCUUGGGGAGACAAAGUGCAGAUUUGUUACCCUCCCUUGAUGAUGUUGAGAAAAUGUCUCUCUAUGAUAAGAAAAUUGCAUUUUAUAGAAUGUUAAAUUUGGAGUCCAGAUUCCAGCAUCUAGAAUUACCUGAUGAUUUGGAGUUAAUCCUUGAUUUCAUCCUUUUUUGGUUCAAGAACAGCAGCAUAGAUUUGGCAGACAUCCAUGGCAUAGCAGCACUGAUAUGUAUUAUCCAGUAUUAUAUCAUAGAUGGCAAGAAUGGCCGGGUGAGAACUAAGAAGAGAUUUGAAGAAGCACCAGCUGCUGAAGAGAGAGUUCAGAAAUUGAAGAAGGAUCGUGACUAUUCAAAUCAAAAUGCUUCUGUCAUAGAGCUGUUGUACAAUAUGAGUCAUGACGAAUGUCUGGUAGCUGGAAGCAAUCUCUUCAGUUAUCAUCAUAUGAGGAAGAAUAUGAGCGCUCAGGAAUUCAACAUAAGAACUGUACAUGCCUUCAGUGAGUUUCAAUCAUGCGUGUACUUCAUGCAGCUGGUUAAUAGUUUGUUGUGCUUCCCCUUCCCUCUUUUGAGUAUUGAGUUUCUGUGGGGCGGGACUUUCAGUUACAACAUUUUCCACCAUUUGAAGAGGUGUGGAGAUCCAGUGAUUUGGACUAGACAAACACUGGGAAUGGGAACAUGUCUGGAGAGGUUGUUUUUCAAGCUUUAUUGUGCAAUUUCGAAGAAACACAGGCUGCCAAUCUUGAGAGGGAAGAAAAGGAAGCCUAGCAGAAGCGAGAAAAAAAGGAGAGGCAUUAACCUAAGGCAGGAAAAUGUGCUGGUUUCCACAAAGAAAGAAACGAAAGAAAACCCACUGACUCAGCUGGACAAUCGUUUUGAAGGACUUGAGAUUGAUGGGAUGGAGAUUUCUAUAUAAUAUAGGUAUCCACAAAUUGUUUGGUUUGGGAGUUUCAGAUGUACAUAUGAGAGCAUGUUUGAUUGGUUUUGUAGUUGUAUAUGUAUAAAUCUGUUAUGUUACAAGGCAUUAGUAUUCAUGUAGAUGUUAACAGUGAAAAAGAUGAUGAUUAUGUAUUUCAGUGAUAAUUAUUAAAAAAUACCAGCUGCUAUAGAUAAUAUAUAUUUUUUAUCAGUAAGCAUAGGGUGUGAGAACUUUUGUAAUGUUGAGCAAUUGAUGAAUUCUUCAAUUAAAAGAAAGUUAUA
Penaeus chinensis is the source of this 2682-nucleotide messenger RNA. RefSeq names its product protein asteroid-like (gene ast). Lineage: Eukaryota; Metazoa; Arthropoda; Malacostraca; Decapoda; Penaeidae. The coding region runs from base 101 to 2398 and encodes 765 amino acids. The record is from RefSeq and is a predicted model, not a curated record. The transcript is spliced from 5 exons.